Molecule: messenger RNA, 4572 nt
Organism: Phycodurus eques (leafy seadragon)
Lineage: Eukaryota; Metazoa; Chordata; Actinopteri; Syngnathiformes; Syngnathidae
Gene: sptssb
Product: serine palmitoyltransferase, small subunit B
Exons: 2
Coding region: 138-380 (80 amino acids)
Biological process (GO): ceramide biosynthetic process; endoplasmic reticulum organization
Cellular component (GO): serine palmitoyltransferase complex
Molecular function (GO): serine C-palmitoyltransferase activity
Source: RefSeq, a predicted model, not a curated record
ACACCAACUGGUGAGACAGCCCCCCCUGGCGCACCACGCAAAGGCAGCAGUGCAGAGCAGCAAACGGGCCCCGAUCGGCGCUUAUAAAUAAAUAAGAGAUCAUACGCAGGACGCCUCACUACUUUAAAGCCUGGAGGAUGAACUUCAAGAACCUGAGGGAGUACCUGGCCUGGCUCUACUACCAGUACCUUCUCAUCACCGGCAUCUACGUGUUGGAGCCUUGGGAGAAGUCCAUCUUCAACUCGGUCCUGUUCUCGGCCGUCGCCAUGGCGAUCUACACCUCCUACGUCUUUGUGCCCAUCCACGUGCGCCUGGCGCUGGAAUUCCUCUCUGGCAUCAGCGGCGGCCAGCCGGAGAGCGCCAUGGCCCUCAUGAACUGAGAUGGAGACGCAAUUCCCCCCACGGGCAUUGAUUGAUUAGGAAUGAAGUCGAUUGUGUGGAAUUGAUUAUCACGUAAUCACGUUUUGAAGCGAUAGCGACAAAACGGAAUGGCUGCUUGAUUCACUUUCAACUAGUUUGCCGUGUAAAGAAGUCCAACUUGACAGCUACAGGAAGCUGAGCUACAUCUACACUAUGCCAAGUCUUUGAUCGAGCUCGAUAUAACGUGGGCACAGAUGCAGAAGUUCAGAACACUAUUCGCCCAUGAAUUUAUCCAUCAAGGGAAUGUAAUCAAAUGUCCAUCCCUACCUUAAGAUGUCUGUCCUCUGAGCCAGUCAAGGUGAAGAUUACGACAUUUUCAAGCCCAAACGCCCUGAAACAGUAUUCGAUUCUCAACGGCCGCUUUCACGCCCCCGCUGUCAACUGUUGUUUGUGUUGUUUUGAUUUCCUUUUCUCUCACCACAUGAUGCCUUGUGUAAGUGCCCGUCAGUUUUGCAUGAGAGGAUCCAGUACGAACAGAUUUGCAUUCUCCUCUCACUACAAAAUUGGCGCUUCCGUAGACAUUGUCUUGAUCGUUCCACAACGUUGUGUUCCAGGGAGCUAUGUGACUUAUUAUUUCUGCUCAGUCUGCCUCGAUUUUUGGUGCUUCUCCAUACUUGUCCUUUUCAGUUUGUUUUAAACGUGCCAUUCAAUGGUUAAACGUGAAGCCCAUUUUGAGCUCUGUUGCUAACCAAAACAACAGCGCCUAUUGAGGCCAGUAAGCAGUCUAAUUAAAGCUUAAAUGAGGUGGCCUGUUCUGCACUAAUGAUCUUACAGCUUUUUUUAAGGAGAGUUUCAGUAGCUCCUGAAAUGACAGCCCCACAACGUUGUGUUUGUGAUUUAUUAGUCCCGCCCAGUCUGGAUUGGUUCGUGUUGCUGUUUCUUUGCAUUUCUAUGUAAUACAGUAAUUAGCGAGAGAUCAUGAUGGAAAUAGCGGGGGGGGGGGAAAGCAAAUAACUGACUUACCCCCUAAAAGUUAAACCAUAAACACAAACUAUAAUCGCAAAACAGUUUGUUAUUUGAAACUCACCUUACAAAAUUACCCUUGAAUAUGAAGGGAUUAGUUUACAGAUCAUUUUAUUUUUUUUUUAAAUGCGUGGCAAACACUCCACAACUGUCCCUCUCUCCCUAAAAAAGGUUCCCAAAAAACUUGGACAGGUGCAAAUGUGCGGCAAAUAACUGUGUUCCUUUUGGUUUAGCUUUAAACUGUUUUAAAUGUGGCGACCCCUCAGAACUCUGCUUCUAACCAAAAUAGCAGCACCUACUGAAAGCUGAAAGUGUGGCGAUUUAAGUACACUACGCAGCGCUAAGGAUGGUCUUACAACAUUUUGUAAUGACAUUUGCAUUUCAGUAGAAUCUGACAUGAUUGCUCCACAAUGUUGUGUGGCACCAUGUUUUUUUGUUCCGUCCAGUCUAGGUGUGAAUGUGAGUGUGAAUGUUUGUUUGUUUAUACGUGCCCUGCGAUUGCCCGGCGACCAGUUCAGGGUGUACACCCCGCCUCUCGCCCAAAGAUAGCUGGGACAGGCACCAGCACGCCCGCAGCCCUCGUGAAGAUAAGCGGUACGGAAAAUAAAUGAAUGAAGGAACUUUAAGCACUGCAGAGAAGAGUGUUGUUAACAAACCUGCCCAAUUUGAACAAUUAAAAUAAUUGCCAAGUAUAUAAAAUGAGGCUUCAAAAUCGUAGAAAAUCACUCCAUUCUCGAAUGUUGUGGGUGUGUCUGCUUCUGCUUCAUCGAGCAACCUUUCUUUGCUACAAAUUCCGCGAUGAGAGGCACUAGCCACUAGCUAGCUCGCCAACUAACAGGCUUCCAUCACCUUCUCGCUUGGAUAUUUAUAUAACAACACCAAGCUGUUCUGUAAAUUAUGGCAUCCAGGGAAGAAGCAUUUUCCGGGGGGUAGGCAUAGCUAGCGAGCUAACUGCAUGCUGUAGUCGUAGACAUGGGCCUAGUUGUAGGAACUAUCUCGUAAUACCGCUGGAUAAUCAUUGAUGAGCAUGAACGCGCUCAGGUUUUUACAGUAAAUCAGGCAAACUGAAAUGGUGAAAAACAGUUGAAUGCUAUAUUUCCACAAUUCAGCAAUACAUAGUUCACAGUCUUUCCAUGUUUUAAGCAACUAUCUUUAAACCUGGAUAAUAUAUCUCGAAACAAAACUCUUUACAGGGAUUUUAAGGUUGCAUGCACUGAAACGCUAAACAGAAAAGGUGAACGCUAUGCAAUGAAUCCCAAAUCUUUGCAUGAGCUGUGAGCCCAACCUCCAUCCCUCCAUCCCUCCAUCCUUCCAUUCCUCCAUCCCUCCAGUGUUUUAACUGUCGGUAUUCCAGGAAGGUGUACUCGCCACUGAGCUCCAGCAAAUAUUGAUACAGCACGCUCUCGUACAUGGCGGGCUUGGCUUUCGCUUUGAUAAGGCUUUACUUCAUCUGCGGCCUACUGAGCCCAAAUGGGAAAUGUUUUGUCCGCACGUGCCGCAGAUUUAAGAGCCCUGCAUGAAAAGCAAAGUCUCGCUCGGCCUAUUGUUGAUCUAGAGAUCAAAGCCAUAGGAAUCAAAAAGUUUCCUGUUUUCGAGAAAAAAGGCGUACAUUUAUGAUGAUAAAUUAUUAUUUUUUAGCAAAAAAAAAAAGUUGAAUUUUAUCUGGGUAAUAAGACAAGAGAAAAGUCAUAUUUUUCCAAGAUAAAUUUGUGAUAUUAUGAUAUUAAAGUCACGGUUUAAGCAAGAGAAAAAAGUCAUAGUUUAUCAAUUAAAUUUCAUAAAUACAACUUCAUUGUCCUAAUAUUACAGCUUUUAUGCUGGAAAAUAUAUAUUUUUAAAGAUAUUAUCUCUCUUCAGAAAACAAACAAACAAACAAACAAAAGAAACAGACUUAUGAGGUGUGCCUAAAACGUUCCAGGACUGGUGUAACAAAAGAUAUACAGUGGUUCUUUGAGAUGCUGGUAACCCAACUUCCAAGUUAGUCACGAUACAAGCCAUCUUGCGGAAUUUUUUUUGCUUUGAAUUGCGAGCAAACAUUUGCGAUACGAGCACUGUAAUUAAGGACAGUGACCUUAAUUCAACUCACUAUGCAAACAGCAGUUUGGCAGAUAAUGAACAAUCAAAAGAGGCUUCAAACUCUUUAUUGCCACUCCCAGUUGACGUUUACCAUUACCUACACAUAAAACAGAGAGAAUUACACAUUCUGUGUUUGAAACAGCCAAACAACUUUGCCUGAGAAUUUUCCGGUAGCGUAAUGUUACAAUGAACACUGAAAAUGCCAUAGACAAGCUAACAAAUAGCAUUGGUUUUGCAGUGUUAUAACCUUUCAAGCAACUGAUAUUUGAUCACAAAUGGUAGAUCAACACAUGUAGACAGACAAUAUGACAAUACUCACAGGCAUAUAUUAUUUAUCCUCUGCAAAGAAUGACUAAUAUUAGUGCUGCUUACUGAGGAGCUGUGACUGUCCAUGUACAGUACAUCCGUAUGUCUGUAUUACAGUACAGUGUCCCCAGGUGGCCAUGGCACGCACACCAUCAGGGGGAACACAAUGUCUAUUGAAUUUAUUUAUUUUUUUUAAAUGGCAAAGUCUGUAAAAUCUUAUAACGUUCUAUUGAAUCAUAUGAUGUUUUUAUAAAUUAUAAUUUUAAAGAGUGCUAGUUUUCUUAUUAAAAAAAUAUUACAGCCUUUUUUUUUAGAGGAAAGAAUGGAUUACUGGUAUUUCCGUCACAUGGUUUGAGAGUGUUUUGAGUUAUAAGCGUGGUCAAGGAAAUGAUUAAACACUUACCUCAAGGCAUCACUUUUGUCAUCUUUUGAGACGACAGUCCUGGGACUUUUCCAACACGCCUCAUGUAUUUUUGAAAAAAUAUGGGUUGUAAUAAUACACUUUUUUAUAUAUUUAUUGGUGCGCCCAAUAGAAAUAGAAAUUAUUUUGCACACCCAAAAAAAAAAAAUAUAUAGAUAUAAAAAUAUAGAUAUUUAUAUCUGUUGCAUUCUCUUGUGGCCCUAAAACACACCAUACAAUUUGCUCCAACUUGAUGUGCUUUUCUUACACAUGUAUCAUGAAUGAAAAUCUCUUUUUGUUUUAUUAUCAAAUCCAAAAUAAAGACAUUAGAAACACAUAUAGUACUGCUCUUGUGCGGCUCAUGCACAGUAACUCGGCAGCAGUCACCAGGUCUUUCUUUGGGAAAU